GGACCUGCUCCUACUCCAAUUCAAUACCCCUACAAUUCGUCAUGGCCGACACCGAAGAUGCUGGCGCAUCCGUUCCGGAGCCCUUGGAUCUUGUUCGUCUUUCCCUUGAUGAGGUCGUUUUUGUGAAGCUGCGCGGUGACCGUGAACUCAAGGGCCGCCUCCACGCCUACGACAGCCACUGCAACUUGGUCCUCGGAGAUGUGGAAGAGACAAUCUACGUGGUAGAAGAGGACGAUAACGAGGAGGAGACUGUGCGGACGAUUAAAAAGCAAGAAGAGAUGUUGUUCGUGCGAGGAGACUCCGUCGUCUUGAUCUCCCCCAGGCAUGAGCGACUCUUGAAUUGAUAGAACGGGCGUCCGGCGACUGGGCAUGCUAGGAGGAAGAACCUGAGAUACCACAAAAGGCAUAGAUAACGAUACCAUGGAAAUUGGUUUAUGAUCAUCGACUCUCCGGCGUAGACGAGAGAUGUACAGGCUGUGCCCUGUAGCCUUGAGCCUGGGCCACGAGAUUGAGUCUUAAACAGCCCCUAAAUGUUAGUAAAAGUAUUCC
This is a messenger RNA of Penicillium canescens, 549 nucleotides long. Its product is annotated as U4/U6-U5 snRNP complex subunit LSM3. Gene Ontology annotation, biological process: mRNA splicing, via spliceosome; P-body assembly. Lineage: Eukaryota; Fungi; Ascomycota; Eurotiomycetes; Eurotiales; Aspergillaceae. Gene Ontology annotation, molecular function: RNA binding. The transcript is spliced from 4 exons. The record is from RefSeq and is a predicted model, not a curated record. Bases 42 to 344 code for a protein of 100 amino acids. Gene Ontology annotation, cellular component: P-body; catalytic step 2 spliceosome; Lsm1-7-Pat1 complex.